Messenger RNA from Sphenostylis stenocarpa, 1884 nucleotides. Lineage: Eukaryota; Viridiplantae; Streptophyta; Magnoliopsida; Fabales; Fabaceae. The record is from the annotation of a GenBank genome assembly.
AUGCAUGGAAUAGAGUGGCGCGAUUCUGGUUUCAAGCAAUUCAAGUUCAUGGACCCAACUGUUUCAAUUUCAAGUCACAAGCGCUCCAGCAGUGACCCAAUGAAAAGGAGAGUCAUGGGAGAUGGAUUAGAGAACAUUAGUGAAGCUUCUUAUCGGCCUGAAGUGGAACUGGGGAAACUAAAGCAAAGCAUUGAAUCCAAGAAGAGGCAAUACCAUAAUAUGGAUCUUCAAAGCUCUUUGACUCAAGAGAUUCUACAGCUUCGAAAACGAUUACAGCAACAAUUCGUGAUAAGGCGCGCAUUAGAGAAAGCAUGUUAUCUGCCUUUCUCACAGGAUGCAACCAUAGAACAUUCAAUACCCGAGGCUGCAAAGGAACUGAUUAAGGAAAUUGGAAUAUUAGAAUUAGAAGUUGUGUAUUUGGAACAAUACCUGCUCUCUUUGUAUCGGAAAAGAUUUGAUCAACAAAUUUCAUCUUUAUCACCCAAGGAAAGAAGAUUGGAAUUAGCUUCAGACACUAAUCAAGAAACAUCUGCAGUGCCCACCAAUGAUGCUAUAUCUGACAAAGAAAUUUCAGUUGUGCACUGUAGUAAUGUCAUUUCACCAAGAAAUUCCGCUGGCUUUCGCCUUAAGGAACGAAAUAACCAGUUGGAGUCAGAAACUGUUUUAGACUCUAGUAUUCAUCGAUGUCACUCUGCACUAUCUCAACGAACAGUAUGCUCAAUUGAAGCUUCUCCUGGGAACAUUGAAACCAAAGCUGUUGUUGACUCUUACCAUUCUCUUCCACUAUCCAUGUUGGAGCAAGCUCAGUGUGCUAAAUUCAGUUCAACAAGUCUGGCUGAGCAUCUAGGGAGUAGCUAUGUUGAUCAUGUUCCAGAAACACCAAAUUGGCUUUCUGAGGAGAUGAUUAAGUGCAUAUCAGCUAUAUAUUGUGAACUUGCAGAACCACCUUCUCUUGGUCAUAAAAAUUCUUCAUCCCCUAUUUCAUACUUAUCCUCUGGUAAUGAGUUAUCUUCACAGAUCCAGGGUAAUAAGCGGGGUUCACAAUGGAAGAAACACUCAUCCUUCAAUCUAAACUCCACUAACCCUUUCCAUGUCAGAGUGUCCAAAGAAUUUAGUGAACCUUAUUGCUCAAUGACAAGGAUACAGAAAUUAUGCACAGAUAAUCAGAAAUUAAAAGAAAUUGAAUACAUGCUACGGAGAUUUAGGUCACUUGUUUCUCGUCUGGAAGAUGUUAAUCCUAGAAAUAUGAGACAUGAAGAAAAGCUUGCCUUUUGGCUUAAUGUGCACAAUUCCUUAGCAAUGCAUGCCUUAUUAGUUUAUGGAAUUUCAGCCAACAAUGUUAAAAGAAUGUCUUCAGUGCUGAAGGCCGCAUAUAACAUUGGGGGACAUACUAUAAGCGUAGACCUGAUACAGAACCUCAUUCUGGGAUGCAGAUUGCCUCGCCCAGGACAAUGGCUGAGGUUGUUCUUUCCUUCAAUGACAAAACCAAAGGUUAGAGAUGCAAGAAAAGGAUAUGCAAUACAUCGUCCAGAACCUUUAUUACUAUUUGCUCUUUGCUCAGGAAGCCAUUCUGAUCCUGCGGUACGUUUGUACACAUCCAAGAGAGUCUUUGAAGAGCUACAAUGUGCCAAAGAGGAAUACAUUCAGUCCACCAUCACCAUAAGCAAGGAACAGAAAAUAGUUCUCCCAAAGUUAGUUGAUUCCUUCGCAAAAAAUUCAGGUCUAGGAGCACCUGAUUUGAUGCAGAUGAUGAAGCCUUAUCUACCCGAUUGUCAAAGGAAGAGCAUUCAAGAGUUUCAAUCCAAAUCAAGCUUGAAAAACAUUGAAUUAACGCCUCAUAACUUCACUUUCCAUUAUUUGAUUUCAAAGGAAUUAGCUUGGUGA